AUGCGUUCCACUCUUUAUGCGCUCGCGGCAUGGCCGCUUGCGGCUCAGGCCCUCGAAUUCCUCGACGACAACAAGAACGUCGAGGAGGGCGGCAUUAUGCGAUAUUCUAUUACUGCUUCCAAAGGUGCCCGUUCUAAGCACCUCCACAGACGCCAGGACAGCGCCGAACUGCAAUCCCAGGAGACUGGUUACUUUUACAGCAUCGAACUCGAAAUCGGUACCCCACCGCAGGCAGUGAGCGUCAAUUUCGAUACAGGCUCUUCCGAGCUAUGGGUCAAUCCCGAGUGCAGCAAGGCUACCGAUCCAGCUUUUUGCCAGAGCUUUGGCCGAUACAACGCAUCAAAGACUUUUGUCGACACCAAGGCCGACGGCGGUAUCAAGUACGGCACCGGAUAUGUCGAUUUCACCUACGGAUACGACUAUGUCCAGCUUGGCUCUUCCAGAAUCAGCCAGCAGCUUUUCGGUGUUGCGACUGACAGUGAAUUUGCCUCGAUUGGUAUCCUCGGUGCUGGUCCUAACCUGAGUGGCUGGACUAGUUCUUACCCUCUUGUCAUUGACAACUUGGCUACGCAAGGCUUCAUCAACAGCAGAGCUUUCAGUCUCGAUAUCCGAGGCCUUGACAGCGACCGAGGUUCCGUCAUCUACGGUGGUAUCGACACCAAGAAGUUUUCCGGUCCCCUGGUGAAGCGACCCAUCAUUCCCGCCGCCUCGUCUCCGGAUGGUUAUACUCGCUACUGGAUCUACAUGGAUGGUAUCACUAUUACCACCGAGGAUGGAUCCCACGUCGAAGUCUUCAACAAGCCCAACGGCCAGCCGGUGCUUCUCGACAGUGGCUACACCGUCAGCACUCUUCCUGGCUCUAUCUUCUCAAAGAUCCUCGCAGCUUUCCCUUCGGCUCACAUUGAGGCUAGCUCUGGCGAUUACUUGGUACCCUGCGAUAUCAUCGAUACCCUCGGAUCAGUCAACUUCAAGUUUGGCGAUGCCGUUGUCAGCGUUGACUACAAGGACUUUAUCUGGCAGCAGCCUGACCUGGGCAUCUGCAAGCUUGGUGUUUCUCAGGAUGACGACUUCCCCGUUCUCGGCGACACUUUCUUGAGAGCUGCCUAUGUGGUCUUUGACUGGGACAACAAAAACAUUCACGUUGCCAAGAACGAGGACUGCGGUACACACCUGAUUCCCAUCGGCAAGGGUGCCGACGCUGUCCCAUCCGGCCUCAAGGGUGAUUGCGCUGCUGCUGGCCAAACAACCACGUCUGCUGUACAAACCACCUCUUCUGCCGCCAGCACCUCUGCGCGCGUCUCGACGUCUGCAGCGGCCACUACCACAUCUGGCGCCAUCACCACCACUGCACCGGCUACCAGCGGAUUCAAGGCCACGACCUCCUCUCACCGGUUUGCCAACGGCACUGUUACCUACAGCGUCCCGCAUGGCAGCACCACCGUUAUCUCUGAGAUUAGCUCGGCCGCUGCUACCCAGCUUGACACCACCACCGCGCCCGCAUCCGGUACCACUGCCGCUCCAACUUACACCUCGACUUUCACCACGACCAACGUGUAUACCAUCACCUCUUGCCCACCCAGUGUCACCAACUGCCCUGUUGGCCACGUCACGACCGAGGUUGUUACUGCCUACACGACUUGGUGCCCCGUUGAGGAUUCCAGUCCUACUGCUUUCCCCAGCGUGCCUGCGGCUCCCGAAAUCACCGCCACCUUCACGCUACCCAACACUUACACCUGUCCUCAGGGCAAGGACUCUUGCUCCAACCCUCACACGGCGCCUCACGUCAUUGUUGUCACCCCCAUCGUCACCCAGACGGCUCCCGUUGCGAUCCCCUCAUGCGCCAGCUGUGGUGCUGCUGCGGUCCCCACUCCCUCCGGCAUUGCUUCGACUCCCAUCUUAACCAAUGCAGCUUCAUCAGCCACAGCCCCUGCUGUCACCAGCCCGGCUCAGUCCGCCUACUACCCGCCGGCACCGCCUCAGCACGCUGUUUCUUCUCCGGCUGUCGUUCCUCCAGUUAUCACGCCGGGCUCUGGCCCCCUUCCUACCGGUGGCUUGACAACCGUCGUCGCCCCUAGCGGCGCUGCUCCAUCUCAGCCUGCCCAAUCCGGCCUGCCUCCCGUCCCGGCUGGAGCCGCUGAAUUCCGCGCCCCUGCCAUGGUUGCCCUGAUCGCCGGCGCCGUCGCUGCUGUUUUGUUGUAA
Molecule: messenger RNA, 2199 nt
Organism: Trichoderma gamsii
Lineage: Eukaryota; Fungi; Ascomycota; Sordariomycetes; Hypocreales; Hypocreaceae
Exons: 2
Coding region: 1-2199 (732 amino acids)
Biological process (GO): proteolysis
Molecular function (GO): aspartic-type endopeptidase activity
Source: RefSeq, a predicted model, not a curated record